GGCCCGGCCCCGGAUCAUCCCUGCCAAGACCCCAACUCCAAGUCUCCGCUGCACAGCUAUCUGGAGAACUCCACUCGAAUUUUGUAUUUCGAGUCUGUUUGAUUUCAACUUUAUUUGAGUUUGAGUUCUUAGAAGGGAGGGAAAUUUUCAAUUUCUGAUCUUUGAUAUGGAUCCGGAGGCCGCUCGGACCGCCAGGGAAUCUCUGGACCUGGCAUUUCACAUGUCGAAUAUUCUUGAGACAGGGCUUGAUCGUCACACUCUCUCCAUCCUCAUUACCCUCUGCGAUCUGGGUUUGAAUCCUGAAUCACUUGCAGCAGUUGUCAAGGAGCUCCGGAAGGAUCCUUCCUCAGCCCCGACACCAAAAGAUCCUCCGUCAGUUUCCUGAACAGGUGAGGACUAUAUCCAGAAUAUUGAGGCGUGCUCAGAAAGGAUAUUAUUCAUUGCUUGUUUCAUGUACACAGAAAUGGUAUCUUGCAAGAAGUUUUGUACAAAGUAGGAUGCCAUACUAAAGUGUAUGCCAAUUUAAUUGUGAACUUUUGUUUUCCCACCCUAUUCUACGUCACUUGCAGGUGAUGCUCUAGCCUUCUUUUAUUCUAACAGGCCCUUGCAUUAUGAAUAGUAUAAUGCUUCCCUCUUUAGUGCAGUAUUAACUGGUAAUUAGGUGAUUAUGAUCUUGACCAAGUAUGUUGUGCCAUUCUGAACUAUAAAAGUACAUAAGCAUGCUAUGAUCUUUCUGACUAUCAA
Nelumbo nucifera (sacred lotus) is the source of this 744-nucleotide messenger RNA. RefSeq names its product mitotic-spindle organizing 1B-like protein (DUF3743) (gene GIP2). Lineage: Eukaryota; Viridiplantae; Streptophyta; Magnoliopsida; Proteales; Nelumbonaceae. The record is from RefSeq and is a predicted model, not a curated record. Gene Ontology annotation, biological process: microtubule nucleation by interphase microtubule organizing center; mitotic spindle assembly; gamma-tubulin complex localization. Gene Ontology annotation, cellular component: gamma-tubulin ring complex; interphase microtubule organizing center; spindle.